GCACUAGCAGGGGUCUUCCGGACGCCAUGGCCUCAGAGGGACACAGCAAGGAGGAGACCCUGUCCCUGCGCAGGCAGCUUAUCGGCUCUUCCUGCAGGCUUUUUUUCCCGGAGGACCCUGUGAAGAUGGUCCGGGCCCGAGGCCAGUACAUGUAUGAUGAGAAGGGAGUGGAAUACAUUGACUGCAUCAACAAUGUGGCUCAUGUUGGACACUGCCACCCUCACGUAGUCCAAGCUGCGCACGAACAAAACCAAGUGCUAAACACCAACAGCCGCUUCCUGCAUGACAACAUCGUGGAUUACGCUCAGAGGCUGUCCCGAACGCUGCCCAAGGAGCUCUGUGUGUUUUACUUCCUGAAUUCGGGGUCUGAAGCUAAUGACCUGGCCCUGAGGCUGGCUCGCCAGUACACUGAACAUCAAGAUGUGGUGGUGGUAGACCACGCUUACCAUGGGCAUCUGAGCUCCCUGAUUGACAUCAGCCCUUACAAGUUCCGGAGCCUGGAAGGACAGCCAGAAUGGGUGCACGUGGUCCCUCUCCCAGACACCUUCCGAGGCCCCUACCGGGAAGACCACCCAGACCCAGCCAGCGCAUACGCGGCGGAGGUGAAGCGGGUGAUUGACAGGGCCCAGGAGAAGGGCAGGAAGAUAGCGGCCUUUUUUAUCGAGUCUUUGCCCAGCGUGGGAGGCCAGAUCAUUCCCCCGGUUGGCUAUUUCCAAAAGGCAGCGCAACACAUCCGAAGGGCUGGUGGUGUUUUUGUGGCUGAUGAGAUCCAAGUUGGUUUUGGCCGAGUAGGCAAGCACUUCUGGGCCUUCCAGCUACAGGGGGAGGACUUUGUCCCCGACAUCGUCACCAUGGGCAAGCCCAUUGGCAAUGGCCACCCCAUCGCCUGUGUGGCCACAACUCGGGACAUCGCUGGAGCAUUUGCAGGCACUGGUGUUGAGUAUUUCAAUACGUUUGGGGGAAGUCCUGUUUCCUGUGCAGUGGGUUUGGCUGUCUUGGACGUCCUAGAAAAGGAGCAGCUCCAGGCCCAUGCUGCCCAUGUGGGAGAGUUCUUUGUGGGGCUACUGAACCAGCAGAAGGCCAAGCAUCCCAUCAUUGGAGAUGUCAGGGGUGUUGGAUUGUUCAUUGGUGUGGACCUAAUCAAAGAUUUGACAACAAGGAUGCCAGCAACAGAAGAAGCUGACUAUUUGGUUUCCAGGUUAAAAGACGCCUCUAUUUUGUUGAGCACUGAUGGACCUGGAAGAAAUGUCCUAAAAUUUAAGCCUCCAUUGUGCUUCAACAAGGACAAUGCCAAACUAGUUGUGAACAAACUUGACACAAUUUUAACAGAAAUGGAAAAGACAAUGAGAAGCUGCAAAACCCUUCAAUGUAUCCUGUGACCCCAGGUUAGAUCUUCCCUGGGAACAGCAGGUUCAAAAAGAAUAUUUUGAAAGUCGAAGGAGGGGGAGGCCCUGCCAAUCCAUUCCAAGAUAACAAGAAAUUUCAACUCAAUCCACUCACAAUUUACCUUGCAACAUGGACUGGACCUGUUAAAACCACCACUAGUGAGACUUAUGAAUCCCACCCGACACCCCCUAAACAUUUUUAGGUUGGUGUAUUUUUUAACAUAACCACUGCUAUUAUUCAAAGCAGACUCUGGGUCAUCAAAGUGGUUAGUAAAUGUCCCAUAUUAAGGUCAGGAAAAAAAAUAGAGGGAAGAUGAAUUCCUAAAUAUAACAAUGCAUUUGCCUGCCUUAAGGUAAAUUACUCAACUCUGCUCUGGUCUGAUAUAAGCUUGAAGACCUAAAUGUCUUCUUCAAAUGGAAUGUUUUGAAAAUGUCUGUCCAAAUUUGCUUCAACAACAUAAAAUGCCUAUAUUUUCCUUUGAAAAUAAAAUGUUUGACCCUUU
Messenger RNA from Antechinus flavipes (yellow-footed antechinus), 1888 nucleotides. It is a transcript of the gene PHYKPL, whose product is annotated as 5-phosphohydroxy-L-lysine phospho-lyase. The coding region runs from base 27 to 1379 and encodes 450 amino acids. Gene Ontology annotation, molecular function: transaminase activity; pyridoxal phosphate binding. The transcript has 13 exons. NCBI's taxonomy places the organism in Eukaryota, Metazoa, Chordata, Mammalia, Dasyuromorphia, Dasyuridae. The record is from RefSeq and is a predicted model, not a curated record. Gene Ontology annotation, cellular component: mitochondrion.